This is a messenger RNA of Lutra lutra (Eurasian river otter), 803 nucleotides long. RefSeq names its product TP53RK binding protein (gene TPRKB). Gene Ontology annotation, biological process: telomere maintenance via recombination; tRNA threonylcarbamoyladenosine modification. Gene Ontology annotation, cellular component: EKC/KEOPS complex; cytosol; nucleus. The record is from RefSeq and is a predicted model, not a curated record. Lineage: Eukaryota; Metazoa; Chordata; Mammalia; Carnivora; Mustelidae. The transcript is spliced from 5 exons. The coding region runs from base 236 to 763 and encodes 175 amino acids.
GAAAGUGAGGGCUUUGUUUCCAAGGGGAAGGUUUUCCAAGAGGACCGGAAGCGCGAGCGUGUGGGUCCUCUCUGGGUAGGAAGGCCAGCCCCGGAAACGCUGCCCGGCAGGGGCAGGCACCUGCUCACUGACGUCUUGAAAAGGGCGGAGAAGCGUGUCUAAGAGGGACCAGACCUGGGGCUUUGGGCGCCCUGGUAAAUGGACUCUUAACGAUAGACUCCUGCUUGUCUAUGAAAUGCAGUUAACACAUCAGCUGGACCUAUUUCCCGAAUGCAGGGUGACCCUUCUGUUAUUUAAAGAUGUAAAAAAUGCUGGAGACUUGAGAAAAAAGGCCAUGGAAGGUGCUAUUGAUGGUUCACUUAUAAACCCUAAGGUGAUUGUCGAUCCAUUUCAGAUACUUGUGGCAGCAAACAAAGCAGUUCAUCUCUACAAACUGGGAAAAAUGAAGACAAGAACUCUACCAACUGAAAUUAUUUUCAACCUUUCCCCAAAUAACAAUAUUUCAGAAGCUUUGAAAAAAUUUGGUAUCUCAGCAAAUGACACUUCAAUUCUAAUUGUUUAUAUUGAAGAGGGAGAAAAACAAAUAAAUCAAGAAGACCUAGUAUCUCAGGUUGAAGGUCAUCAGAUUUCGCUGAAAAACCUUCCCGACAUAACAAAUAUUACAGAAGUCAAAAAGAUAUAUAAACUGUCUUCACAAGAAGAAAGUAUUGGAACAUUAUUGGAUGGUAUCAUUUGUAGAAUGUCAACAAAAGAUGUUUUGUGAAGUGACAAAUAUUAAAAAUUUUCAGCAUUUAUUAAAAAAA